Messenger RNA from Anastrepha ludens (Mexican fruit fly), 666 nucleotides. RefSeq names its product jerky protein homolog-like. The coding region runs from base 1 to 666 and encodes 221 amino acids. The transcript has a single exon. Lineage: Eukaryota; Metazoa; Arthropoda; Insecta; Diptera; Tephritidae. Gene Ontology annotation, cellular component: nucleus. Gene Ontology annotation, molecular function: DNA binding. The record is from RefSeq and is a predicted model, not a curated record.
AUGGCCAACAAAAAAGCGUGCGUUACUACUGCAAUUUUCACAGAAUGGCUUAAUCGAUAUUUUGUGCCGCAAGUUAAAAAAUAUUUGCUGGAUAAAGGUCUCGAGUUCAAAGUGAUUUUGCUUAUCGAUAACGCGCCAGGUCAUCCGCAUAAAGAACAAGCCAAUGUCGAGAUAGUGUUUCUCCCACCAAAUACAAACAGCAUUUUGCAACCAUUGGACCAGGGCAUUAUCUGCAAUUUUAAAAAACAUUAUGUAAAGUUGACCUUUCAGCAUAUUUUGGACAAGAUAGAGAAUGAAGAAAUAGCAGUUACAGAUGCCUGGGAAAAAUGUUCGAUUUUGGACUGCAUAGAUCAUGCUGGCAUGGCAGUUAAAGCUAUAAAACCACGGACUUUAAAUACUUGCUGGAAAACGGUUUGGCCAGAAUGCGAUCAAAGGGGAAGUCUAUCAGAAGAAAUAUCAGUAUCAGAAAUUAUAUCUUUAGGUCAUGAAAUUGGUGGAGAGGGGUUUCAAACAUUAUGCAACGAAGAUAUUGAUGAGCCACUUUUGGACCCAGCGCUAAAUGAUGAAGCCUUAAUGGAAAUCAUUGCUGGUGAUUCUGGAAAAAACAUCGAAUCGGAAGAUGAAAUAACACCAUUUACGUCACAUGUGAAUCGAAAAGGAAUUUAG